Molecule: messenger RNA, 861 nt
Organism: Sordaria macrospora k-hell
Lineage: Eukaryota; Fungi; Ascomycota; Sordariomycetes; Sordariales; Sordariaceae
Source: RefSeq, a predicted model, not a curated record
AUGACGCUUCGCUUGUCUUUGCCGUACAUACUCCUUGGGUGCGUCUAUGCGGGGACUGCAUAUACGCAAAAGGGAAUCAUAAUACCAAGGAGUCUGAUUGGUUUCACCACUGAUUUCCAGGCCCAAACCAGAUCGUGGCUAACAUGCCCGGAUGAUAGCACCUUUCACGUCAGUAGCACCUAUGCCACCUGCAUGAUUGCUGGUGAUGUCUGGUUCAACGAUGAGAUGAUGACUGCUUGCUCGGCCAUCACGCAAUACUUUGCGAAUGGAAAAUCACAAAUAUGCACCGGAUGGGAAGCUUACUGCCUCACCACCACCAUCUACGAAAGCUAUCCCUCAGCGAGCUUAAGCUGGGUGAGUUUCGGGUGCGAGCCCGUUGACGUCACCGGUGAUCACCACUUUACGCUCUAUCGCAGCCCGGGCACAUUUACUUCAACAGCAGCAACAACAACCUCUUCCCAAGACAGCGAGAUGACAACGGGGACAGCAAGCCCCGCGUCGUCAAUCUCCGGGUUGGAAUCUCAACCACAGCCUACUGCCGACGACUCCAAUGUCCCUACAAUAUCUUCCUCCUCCUCUGGUUCAAAAGCCUGGAUAGCCGGAGCCGCCGCAGGACCAGUCCUGGCUAUUCUAGCACUGGGUUGUUUGGCAUUCUGGUGGAAACGAAGGAGGGCUAAAAGACUUGCAGAGAAGUCAGGGUCUGAUGGGUCACCAGAGACUCAUGAGGCACCAGUACAGUCUCCUAAGACCGAUGAGGUCUCUGAACUACCGUGGCAGUGGUCUGCCAGGCUGUCUGAGCUACCGACGACAGAAAGAGCUGUGGAAUUGCAGUCGCCGUCGCCUGUUUUUGAGGUUGAAUGA